AUGUCCGACGAAAAGAUACCCGAUCUCCUCGAGAAACAAGACUCCUGCCCCACCACCCGCACCAUCGAGCCCGAACUCGGCAUCAGCGAGCCCGUCAAUGCCCUCCAACGUUUCGCAAACAAGCUCGAUGCAGUAUGUGGCGUGGAAGCCCGGGGUAUCGAGCGAAUCCCAGAAGAACUAAGGGAAAGAUCCAUGAGCUAUCGAGACUACAUCCACAUGUUCACCAUCUGGUUUUCGAUGAAUUGCACAGCUAAUCAGCUCACCCUCGGUGUCCUUGGCCCCGUGACCUACAAGUUGGGUUUCACAGACUCCAUCGUGUUCGUCUGGGCACCUACCGUCCUGGUUCUCUUUGUGCUCAUCGGCGUCGCGGGACCGCACUUCGAUACGUCGAUCGCUUCGGAGGGAACUGGCGCCGUACUCCACGGAAACCGCCUCUCGUACUUCUUCCUUGUUGCAUCGGGGCCGCUUAGCUGGUCUUCUGCUAGCGCCGAUUACGUCGUUUACUACCCCAAGACGACGAACCGUGGCCUUACUUUUGCAGCCACGACCUGCGGCAUCACAUGUGGUAAACUGAUGAUAGAAUUCCUGGGCAUCGGUCUCGGUUCCGGACUCCUGAAGAAUGCUACCUGGAAACAAGCGUUUGACGACCACGGCAUCGGCGCCCUAGUCGUGGAGUCCUACAAACCGCUCAACACAUUCGGAAAUGUAUGCUGCGUGAUCCUCGCUAUAUGUAUCGCGGCCAACAACAUCCCCGGGACGUAUGCUGCAGCGCUCAACUGGCAGCAACUCGGCGCUCCAUUUGCCAAGAUUCCAAGACCCAUUUGGAGUACCUUUUCUUGCAUCGUAUUCACAGUCAUCGCGAUUGCGGGCCGCGACUCGUUGUUUGAUAUCUUCAUCAACUGGCUGAGUUUGAUAGGGUACUGGACUAUCAUUUGGAUUACCAUGACGCUUCAGGAUGAGUACAUUUUCCGCAAGGGAAAGUUCGACUGGGAGAUCUGGGAUCGGAAGGAUUUGCUGCCACAUGGGUUUGCGGCGCUCUUUGGUAUGAUUGUCGGCUGGGUAUUUGCUGUUGUGUGCAUGUAUCAAACUUACUUUACGGGGCCGAUCGCGAAGCUUGUUGGGAAUGGUGCGGAUUUGGGGCUGCCGGUUGCUAUGGGGGUUACUAUGAUCGUCUAUCCGCCGGUUAGGUGGUUGGAGUUGAAGUAUGUUGGGCGAUAG
Messenger RNA from Pyrenophora tritici-repentis Pt-1C-BFP, 1218 nucleotides. RefSeq lists its product as uncharacterized. Gene Ontology annotation, biological process: transmembrane transport. Gene Ontology annotation, molecular function: transmembrane transporter activity. NCBI's taxonomy places the organism in Eukaryota, Fungi, Ascomycota, Dothideomycetes, Pleosporales, Pleosporaceae. The record is from RefSeq and is a predicted model, not a curated record. Gene Ontology annotation, cellular component: plasma membrane; fungal-type vacuole membrane.